Hippopotamus amphibius kiboko is the source of this 549-nucleotide messenger RNA. RefSeq names its product ribosomal biogenesis factor-like. Gene Ontology annotation, biological process: ribosome biogenesis. Bases 247 to 549 code for a protein of 100 amino acids. The record is from RefSeq and is a predicted model, not a curated record. Gene Ontology annotation, cellular component: nucleolus. Lineage: Eukaryota; Metazoa; Chordata; Mammalia; Artiodactyla; Hippopotamidae. The transcript has a single exon.
UGACCACUAUUUCAGAGAAGUCUCUGCCCGGUUUUUAAUUGAAUGGUUCUUUUAUGACAUACUCAUUCUGGGUGCUAAUUCUUUGUUGGUGAUGUGUGCUGCAAAUUCUUUACUUCUUACUUAGUUCAUGAUGUCUUUUUUUAAAAAAUCAACCAGCGGUUUUAAAAUGUAACAUAGGGAUCCUGUGCGUGCUGAUGGUGUCACCUGGAACUUGACCGGCUCCGCAAGGGUAUCGGAGGUCUGACAAUGGCCAAGAACAAACUAAGCGGGUGGAAGUCCAGGAGUGUGUUCCACGUAGCCAGCCAAAAAAGCUUUAAGGUUAAAAAUAAAGCAAAACCAGUUACCACUAAUCUCAAGAAGAUAAACAUUGUGAAUGAUGAAAAAGUUAACAGAAUGAAUAAAGCUUUUGUAGAUAUACAGAAGGAACUUGCAAACUUCUCAAAAGGCCUUUCCCUCGAGCCUCUGCAGAAACAGCUGAUUCCUCAGCAGCAUCAUGAAAACAAACCAGUUAACGUUGAUGAAGCUGCAAGAUUAAUGGCUCAGUUGUAA